Molecule: messenger RNA, 251 nt
Organism: Nomia melanderi (Alkali bee)
Lineage: Eukaryota; Metazoa; Arthropoda; Insecta; Hymenoptera; Halictidae
Source: RefSeq, a predicted model, not a curated record
CUUCGUCGUUAACUCUUCUCGUAUAUCAAGUAAACACAAUCAACAUGUCUGGACGCGGAAAAGGCGGCAAAGUUAAGGGAAAGGCGAAGUCCCGUUCGAACAGAGCCGGACUUCAAUUUCCGGUUGGUCGUAUCCAUCGACUUUUGAGGAAAGGGAAUUAUGCCGAACGCGUCGGCGCUGGUGCUCCAGUUUAUUUGGCUGCAGUUAUGGAGUAUCUGGCUGCUGAAGUUUUAGAGUUGGCCGGUAACGCG